CUUACGCAUGCGUGCUACGUUUCAGUACAUGUGCGUUGCUGUUUUUUUGCUUUUAAGUUUGAGAAAUAGUCAGUCAUGGAAUCGAAUGCACCCAGCACGAUAUACCCCUAUAUAUAUGGUUAUCUUGUUGAACAGAAACUUGACAAGGCUGCAAAAUGGUUCCAACAAGAGACUGGGACACAUUUACCAGAUCCAGACCAGCCUUCCAUGAUGGAUUUUUAUCAAGCUUGGGAGACGUCGCCAAUGCGAAAGCGAAAGCUAGUUGAAUUAUCUCCGCAAAGUGGUAAGAAAUUCAAAAAGUCAAAAAGCAUUAGUGUUAAAAAAGCCAAACCUGGAAUUGAAAAAGAAAAAGUGAAAAAACUGAAAUCUGGAAAAAAAGAUACUGAGAGUAGUUCAAGCAGUGAAGAUAGUUCAUCAAACUCAGAAAAUGAGAACAAGAAUAAAGUCAAGGAUAGUAGUGCAAAAAAAAAGAGAAAAAAAGAAAGUUCUAGCUCAAGUAGUGAUACCAGCUCCAGUGAGGAAGACGCAAAACCACCAGUCACUAAAAAGCCUGCUGGAAAGAAGAAAGUGUUGACUAAAAAAGCUGUUUUGAAAAAAAAGCCAACUUCUGAUGAUUCUAGUUCCGAUGAAGAGGAAACCAAUAAUAAGAAAAGAGUGAAAAAAACAAGUUUAUCUUCAAAGAAGAUCACAGUAAAAUCAGAAACAAAAACAACUGGAACACCAGCAACAAAGAAACCAAGUGCUACAUCAUCUUCGUCAUCAAGUUCAGACAGUAGUUCUGAAGAUGAAAAAAAAGAUAAAAAAACACCUAGUAAGAAACCUGAUACAAAGAGUCCUGCUACAAAUAUGGUUGCUAAGAAACCAGCCAAGGAAUCAUCUUCAUCAUCAUCAGAGUCUGACAGUAGUUCUGAAGAUGAAAAAGAAGUUAAAAAGACACCCAGUAAGGCCCCCAAUAAACAAUCUAGUAAGAAACCUGAUGCAAAGAGUCCUGCUACAAAUCUGGUUACUAAGAAACCAGCUGAGGGAUCAUCAUCAUCCGAGUCUGACAGUAGUUCUGAAGAUGAAAAAGAAGUUAAAAAGACACCCAGUAAGGCCCCCAAUAAACAAUCUAGUAAGAAACCUGAUGCAAAGAGUCCUGCUACAAAUCUGGUUACUAAGAAACCAGCCGAGGAAUCAUCUUCAUCAUCAUCAUCAUCCGAGUCUGACAGUAGUUCUGAAGAUGAAAAAGAAGUUAAAAAGACACCCAGUAAGGCCCCCAAUAAACAAUCUAGUAAGAAACCUGAUGCAAAGAGUCCUGCUACAAAUCUGGUUACUAAGAAACCAGCCGAGGAAUCAUCUUCAUCAUCAUCAUCAUCCGAGUCUGACAGUAGUUCUGAAGAUGAAAAAGAAGUUAAAAAGACACCCAGUAAGGCCCCCAAUAAACAAUCUAGUAAGAAACCUGAUGCAAAGAGUCCUGCUACAAAUCUGGUUACUAAGAAACGAGCCGAGGAAUCAUCUUCAUCAUCAUCAUCAUCCGAGUCUGACAGUAGUUCUGAAGAUGAAAAAGAAGUUAAAAAGACGCCAAGUAAGGCACCUAAUAAACAAUCUAGUAAGAAACCUGAUGCAAAGAGUCCUGCUACAAAUCUGGUUGCUAAGAAACUAGCCAAGGAAUCAUCUUCAUCAUCAGAGUCAGAGUCUGACAGUAGUUCUGAAGAUGAAGAAGAAGUUAAAAAGACACCCAGUAAGGCACCUAAUAAACAUUCUAGUAAGAAACCUGAUGCAAAAAGUCCUGCUACAAAUCUGGUUGCUAAGAAACCAGCCAAGGAAUCAUCUUCAUCAUCAUCAUCCGAGUCUGACAGUAGUUCUGAAGAUGAAAAAGUUAAAAAGACACCCAGUAAGGCACCUAAUAAACAAUCUAGUAAGAAACCUGAUGCAAAGAGUCCUGCUACAAAUCUGGUUGCUAAGAAACCAGCCAAGGAAUCAUCUUCAUCAUCAUCAUCCGAGUCUGACAGUAGUUCUGAAGAUGAAAAAGAAGUUAAAAAGACACCCAGUAAGGCCCCCAAUAAACAAUCUAGUAAGAAACCUGAUGCAAAGAGUCCUGCUACAAAUAUAGUUGCUAAGAAACCAGCCAAUGAAUCUUCAUCAUCAUCAUCAUCAUCAGAGUCUGACAGUAGUUCUGAUGAUGAAAAAGUUAAAAAGACACCUAGUAAGGCCCCUAAUAAACAACCCUGUAAGAAAACUGUUACAAGUCCUGCUACAAAUCUAGUUAAGAAACCAGUCAAAGAAUCAUCUUCAUCGUCAUCUGAGUCGGACAGCUGUUCUGAGGAUGAAAAAGUUGAAAAAAAGCCACCAAUUAAGGCUCCUGUAAAGACUCCUAAUAAACAACCUAUUGUGAAAGCUGGCACAAAAAGUCCUGGUACAAAUCUGGUUGCUAAGAAAGCAGCCAAAGAAUCGUCAUCCUCAUCUUCAUCUGAGUCGGAAAGUAGUUCUGAGGAUGAAAAGAAAGAAGUUAAACUGCCAGUAACUGCAACUGAAAAAAAGCUGCCCCAAAAAAGUUACAUUGAAGAAAGAUCAAAGUAGUUCGGAAGAAUCAAGUUCUUCAGAAUCUGAAGAAGAGAAACAGAUACCCAAGAAAAUUUCACAGCCGAUGAAAGUCAAUGGAAAACCGAUGGAGUCAAGUGACAGUAGCAGCUCUGAUUCUAGUAGUGACAGUAGUUCUGAAGAGGACAAUCAAGUCAAAUCAACCCCUAAAAUGAAAAUUGUAAAUAAGAAUAAUAUUGUUAGCAAUCAUCUUAUAAAGAAAGACAAAACAAAACCAUCACCAGCUAAAAGAAAAAAAGAAAAAAGUUCAUCAUCUAGUGAGUCUGACAGUAGUAGCUCUCAGUCAGAUGAAGAGGAAGAACUCAAGACUCCUGUCGUGAACGGGAAAAAGAAAUCUAAGAAAGACAUGAAAACUCCCCCAGCAAAAAGUGACAAAAUUGUAACAAAGACCCCAUCCACAGUGCCUCAGACUAAGAAAAAACAAAAGGAAAAAGUACAACUCCAUUCAAACGUGUUGAUGAGAAUAAUGUGGAGGUCGAUUAUCGAUUGGCAGACAACUCAUUUGAAGCUAAGAAAGGAGCAUUUGGUUCAUGGGGAGAGAAAGCUAACAAAGAUUUGAAGAACACAAGAGGAAAGUCAUUUAGACAUG
Saccoglossus kowalevskii is the source of this 3169-nucleotide messenger RNA. RefSeq lists its product as uncharacterized. Lineage: Eukaryota; Metazoa; Hemichordata; Enteropneusta; Harrimaniidae. Gene Ontology annotation, cellular component: nucleoplasm; nucleolus. Gene Ontology annotation, molecular function: protein binding. The record is from RefSeq and is a predicted model, not a curated record.